Emiliania huxleyi CCMP1516 is the source of this 1098-nucleotide messenger RNA. RefSeq lists its product as hypothetical. Bases 1 to 1098 code for a protein of 365 amino acids. NCBI's taxonomy places the organism in Eukaryota, Haptophyta, Isochrysidales, Noelaerhabdaceae. The record is from RefSeq and is a predicted model, not a curated record. The transcript is spliced from 6 exons.
AUGCACAUGCACAUGCGGGUGGUUCUCCAACGUCUCUUCUCGCCUCGCGCCAUCGCGAUUGCCAUGUGCAGUGCCGCCGCGCGCUUCGAUGCGCCGGCCGUCCUCGCGCAGGCCGCCGAUGACCGGUCGGCUCCUGCCGCCGAGGUAAUCCGCGCGCUCAAGGAGAUUGAGUGCGCUCCGCCGCCUGCCGCCACGGCGGAGGACCUGUCCGGACGGUGGGAGCUCGUCUUUUCGACGGCGGCGGCAAAGCUGCCGCUCAUCGACGGCUACAUGCCCAACCGCGAGGUGCUCGAGUGGGACCUGGCGGCGCGGAGGCUCAAGCUCGAGAUCGAGACGCUGCCGCUGCUGCCAAAGGUUCGUGUGGUGGGCGAAGAGCUCACCUUUGACGCGGCGUCGCAGACCCUGACGUACUCCGUGAAGCAGAAGCCGCCCUCCCAGUGGCGCGUCCUUCAUGUCGACCGCGCCAAUGGGCUGCUCGCGGCGCGCUCCUCGGGCUCGCGCCGCUGCGGAGAGCGCCUCUUCACGCGCCUGCCCGUGAGUAGGUACGCGCCGCCGGCCAGCCUCGCGCCGCUGCAGCGCGGCAAGGAGCCAAUCCCUCUGGGCGUGCUCAAGGCGGCGAGGGUGGAGGCGCGCGGCGAGGUGCACCGCGACGGCGACUGGCACCGCUCAGUGCACGACACCCACCCCAACCUGCUCGACGUAUCGUGCGCAGGCCACAUCACCGGAGCGGACGGCGUCGAGGAGAUUGGCGUCUCGCUGCCCGAGGCGGACCUCGAGGCCGCUUGGGUCUGCACGCUGCCCGCCUCAGCCGAGGGUGCGACGGCACAGCACGGCCGCUUUCUCUGCCGCGAGUACCAGGCGUGCUCUUCUCCGUGGCUCUUCUCCGAGAUCUUCCUCGUGCGCUGCUCCGCAGGCUUUGACGCCGCCGCCCUCGCCCUCGACCAGGGCGGCCAGGGCGAGGUUGCCGGCGUGGAGUGGCGCGAUGCGAGCGAGGUGGCGGCGGCGUGGGCCUCUGGAGAUGCGGGCUUCGUGCCGCGCACGGCCGUAUACGGCGCCAUUCUCUCCGAGGCCAUCGCAGGGCUGGACGGGUCUGACUAG